Messenger RNA from Catharus ustulatus (Swainson's thrush), 2687 nucleotides. It is a transcript of the gene RCC1, whose product is annotated as regulator of chromosome condensation 1. Gene Ontology annotation, molecular function: guanyl-nucleotide exchange factor activity. NCBI's taxonomy places the organism in Eukaryota, Metazoa, Chordata, Aves, Passeriformes, Turdidae. The record is from RefSeq and is a predicted model, not a curated record. The transcript has 13 exons. Gene Ontology annotation, cellular component: cytoplasm. Bases 160 to 1461 code for a protein of 433 amino acids.
AAAGUCGCCGCACAGCGUCCUCCGGCCUCUUUCACCCUGGCGAUCCGUUGGGAGUGUUCCACCAAAGCUCGUUAAGCUUGGUUUCUCCAGCUCGCUCCAGCUACCAAAGUUGGAAAAGUUUAAGUGGAGCACGCUUGUCGAAGAAACUGCUGGGGCGAAAUGGCAAAGGAAAAUCCGCCUUCGGUGGGAGAGGAUUCCAAGAUGCCAGGAAAACGCAGUGCAAAGAACCCAGUGCCAGAAGGGUCUCCUGAGACAAAGAAGGUUAAAGUCAGCCACCCAUCACACCGCUCACAGCCUGGGCUGGUGCUGACACUGGGCCAGGGUAAUGUCGGCCAGCUGGGCCUGGGUGAGGACAUCAUGGAGAGGAAGAAACCAGCUCUGGUCACGCUGCCGGAGAUGGUGGUGCAGGUGGAAGCUGGAGGGAUGCACACGGUGUGCCUCAGCCAGACAGGAAAGAUCUACACCUUUGGCUGCAAUGAUGAAGGUGCCCUGGGACGUGACACCUCAGCUGAAGGCUCCGAGACCUCUCCGGGGCCGGUGGAGCUGCAGGAGAAGGUGGUGCAGGUGUCGGCAGGGGACAGCCACACGGCCGCGCUGACCGAGGACGGCAGGGUCUUCGUCUGGGGCUCCUUCCGGGAUAACAAUGGAGUGAUUGGCUUGCUGGAGCCCAUGAAGACGAGCUCCGUUCCUUUGCUGCUCCAGCUCGACGCACCUGUUGUUAAAAUAGUUUCAGGAAAUGACCACUUGGUGAUGCUGACAGUGGACGGUGACCUGUUCACGUGUGGCUGUGGCGAGCAGGGCCAGCUGGGCAGAGUGCCAGCACUCUUUGCCAACCGAGGAGGACGGAAAGGGCUGCAGCGGCUGCUGGUCCCCCAGCUUGUCCCUGUCAGAGGCAAGGGGAGAAGAGGCAAAAUGCGCUUCCAGGAUGCUUUCUGCGGGGCCUAUUUCACCUUCGCCGUGACACAUGAGGGACACAUCUAUGGAUUUGGCCUCUCCAACUACCACCAGCUGGGGACCCAGGACACCGAGCCCUGCUUCUCCCCGCAGAACCUCACAUGCUUCAAGAACUCCACCAAGUCUUGGGUUGGGUUCUCUGGCGGGCAGCACCACACAGUCUGCGUCGACUCUGAGGGUAAAGCCUACAGCCUGGGCAGGGCAGAGUACGGCCGGCUGGGCCUCGGGACAGGGGCGGAGGAGAAGAGCACACCCACAGUUAUCCCGGAGCUGCCCAGCAUCGCCUCGGUGGCCUGCGGAGCGUCAGUCGGUUACGCUGUCAGCAGUGAUGGACGAGCAUUUGCCUGGGGAAUGGGCACGAACUACCAGCUGGGCACCGGGGAGGAGGACGAUGUCUGGAGCCCGGUGGAGAUGAAGGGGAAGCAGCUGGAGAACCGGCGCGUGCUGGCUGUGUCCAGCGGUGGGCAGCACACUGUGCUGCUGGUCAGUGAGAAGGAGCAGAGCUGAUAAAACGAUGCCACAGCGGAGCCCAGCAGGAUCACAGCACCCCCCAGACCCCCCCACAACUUCUGCCUGGGCUGGGGAGCCGAUUACUUGGGGAGGGCAGGAGGCUCAUGGAGCUGGGCCCAGCAGCGCCUGCAUGGGUGCCCAUGGGUUCUCCCUGCCAGCAUUUGUCUGUUUUCCUGUGGUGCCCAGUGCUGUCAGCUCCCUGGGUCAGCUUGGUCCUAAACUGAUUCCAGUUCUGUGCCUGGAUGGAUUUCCACUUCUUCUCAUCUGGUUUUUAAUAUUUCCCGGCCCAACAAAGCUGACGGUCUUGUUCUUCACUCUUCAAUCAGGUUUGGGUAUCAGUCUCCCGGAGGUCCCCGUGUUCCCCGUAUCUGGAUGCUCAUCCACCCCCCUCACCUUAAUUUACCUCUUUGGAGGUAAAGAUGGUAAAGGCCUAGAUGUGUCUGCUGCCACCCACCAAACCCCUCUGAGUCUGUUCCAGGCAGAUCUGAGUCCAGCAGGAAUGUGCCCAGGAAGCUCUGCCCUCUAAUCCAGAACUUGUGGUGGCUGUGGGGGAUGCUCUGCCUGGUGAGGGAGAGUGCUGCUGGAUGAUGCCCAGCACACACUGUGACUGCUGGAAAAGGGAAGGGGGAUUCCUGCCUCCCAUCCCUCGAGUAUCUAAACUGAACCCCCCAGGCAGUGAGACCCGGAGCAGGUUCCCCACUCCCCAUGGCCUGGAGCAGCCACCUCCAGCACUGCUUUUUGCAGUCCUGGCCACUCCCUCUUUGCCAUUGCCUUUGGAAACCCAAUCAAAUCCAUCCCACGGGUGGGAACACUGUUACUUUAAUUUUUUUUUUCUCUUUCGCUUGCUGAGGAAGGAGCUUCAUUUGCUGUUAGGGCUUGCUGAGCAGACACCCAGACCCCAGCUAUGCAUGGAGUCGCUGGUAACAACAGGGCUCCUCCUCCCCGUCGCCUUCCUGAUCCAGCUGGCCUUGCUUCCUGUGCCCAGCCUCCUCCAUCCUCUCACAGGAGGUACCUGGAGUGAGGACGGGUCUGUUGAGAGCUAAAUUAUAGCAAUAGGAGCCGGGGUUGUGGCUGGGGAGGGGUGGGUCUGGGAUUGUAUAAUGGUUCUUAAGGGGUUGGAUUUUUUUAAAAAAAGAAAAUGUAUUUUGGUUGAUUAAUCAAGGCAGAAAGGACAAAAAAACUCAUCUUUUAACAUUUGGAAUAAACUGAGUUUUGAUAAACAC